This is a messenger RNA of Orbilia oligospora ATCC 24927, 4287 nucleotides long. RefSeq lists its product as uncharacterized. The transcript is spliced from 5 exons. Bases 1 to 4287 code for a protein of 1428 amino acids. NCBI's taxonomy places the organism in Eukaryota, Fungi, Ascomycota, Orbiliomycetes, Orbiliales, Orbiliaceae. The record is from RefSeq and is a predicted model, not a curated record.
AUGAAGUACCUUCGCUCUGCGGGCGGCCUGCUCGCCACGGCUUUGGCCGUUUUCAAUUGGACUCCUCUAGUCUCGUCUCUGGGGGCUACGGAUACAAUCACCAGUUGUGGUGAUAACUCGAGAGCAUGUUACGAGACAAAUCACAACAUGGACCCCGCGGUCGUUUCAUCUAGUGCCUUUGGUCAACUGUGGAGGACGGCGCUCCCCGGAAACUACAGAAACCUAAAUGUCAAAGAGCAGAUGUUCGCUCAACCUCUAGUGUUCACACCAAACGGUGAUGGUACGCAAUACGUUUACGUAUCGACCACUCAGAACAACGUCUAUAAGAUUAAUGCCAAGACUGGUGAUAUUGUUGCCAGCCGUAAUCUUGCUGUUCCUUUCUUGACCGCUGACCUCGACGGAUGUUUGGAUAUCAACCCACAUGUUGGAAAUACUGCUACUGGUGUUAUCGAUCCCGCGACGGAAACAUGGUACUUGACUAUCAAAACAUACAGAGAUCAAAGUGACGUUGAAAAGGGUCGCCUCAAUGGUAGAUAUUUCAUCUAUGCUAUUGAUACGACCACUCUUAACGACAGACCGAACUUCCCUGUACCACUUGAGGAUCUCGCCGCCAGAAACAACCCUAAGAGACUGUUCAAAGGUGGUAACCAACAUCAACGCCCAGCCUUGAUGCAGCACAAUAAUUUCAUCUAUGCCGGUUUCGCCUCCCAUUGUGUCCAGUACAACUUCUCCGGUUGGUUGGUCGGAUGGGAAAAGAGUUCCGGAGCCAUCGUCGAAAGCUAUGCUAUGCAGGGUGGUCCUGAAAACAUCAACAUCAAAGGUGGUGGUAUUUGGAUGUCCGGUGGUGGUAUUGCCUCCGAUAACAAGGGCUCUAUGUGGUUCGCGACUGGUAAUGGUUAUGCUUCCCAGCUGCAUGGUACCCCCGUCCCUGGUAGACAACCUCCAUCCGCUUUAGAAGAAGCUGCCGUUCAUGCCACCAUUCAGGAGGACGGCUCUAUUGCUGUCGUCGACUUUUUCAUGCCUUACGAAAAAGAGGCACUCGACGGUGCUGAUCAAGAUCUGGGAACAUCCCCGCUUAACAUAUCUCCUUACAGCUGUCCAAAUGUCCAACGUAUCGGUGUUAUCACAGGUAAAAACGGGAAAACCUAUUUCCUCAACCUUGACAACUUGGGGGGUUACUGUAUGAGUCCUACCAAGCAGGAUGCUAUUCUCGCCGUUUAUCAGAACGAGAACUCAGUUUAUUCCGGUGCUGGCUUCUAUCCCUUGUCUGCCACUAGCGGGUAUAUCUACAUCAACGUUAUCCAAUAUCCCACUCGUGUCUUCCAAUUCAGCUGCGAUGCAAACGGAAACCCUCGAUUUGUUCCAGUCGCCUACAGUACUGAGAAGAAUGCUUACGUUCUUGGUGUCGGACACGGUACUACUACCUCCUUCCCAGGAAAGGCGAACAGUGGUCUUGUUUGGGUAUCUGAUGUCCAAGGAUUCAAUUUCCGUGUCUACAAGGCUGUUCCUGAAAACGGAAUCAUCCAAACUCUUCGAACCUUCUCUGUCCCUGGUGUAACCAAGUUCCAAAAGCCAGUGUUCGGUAAUGGUAUUGCCUAUAUCGGUACCAACCAGGGAUUCAUCUACGCAUUUGGGUCACCAGUCAAUUCUCCUUUCGAGUGCUCAGACCCAUACGAUUUUGGUACCACUGACAUCGGCACCAAAUCCGCCGCGAAGACUAUUUCCUGCCGGGCUAAAAUUGCCCUCCAGGUUACCAGUGCUGAUCUCUCAUCUGCCACCAACUUCGAGCUUGGUACCCUUCCCACUCUCCCGACUAAUAUCGCCGCUGGCUCAAACUUUACGUUUACGGCUUUCUUCAAGCCACAGUCUGUCAGAUCGUUGACUGCUGACGUCUACCUCAACACCGUCAACAAUGUCGUUGGAUACUCUACCCAAGUUUCCGUCUCUUUGUCUGGUACCGGUCGUUCGCCCGCUGCUCUCUUGGCCAUUCGCCCUGAAACUGUUACCUUCGCUGGUUACAUCACUGGAUCGUCUAACACUGGUGUCGACCAAACUUUCAUCAUUGCUAAUGAUGGUGACUCGCCGCUUACAGUCACCUCAUAUCAAUUUUCCACUCAGUCUCCUACUGGCCCAUGGGUUAACCCUGUCGUCAGUGGGAACACCCAGAAAGUCGGUCCGUUCACUUUCUACGACCUCCCAACGUCGGUGUCUGCAAAUAGCGGCGCGGAUGUGAACGUCAAUUUCUACACUACCGUUUCGUCGUCCUAUACCGUUUAUGUCAAGGUAAACACUAGCGCCGGAAGCAAGACUGCCAGCAUCUUAGCCACUGCUGCAGAUCCACCAAAGGCCGUUGUCGAAUUCGAGAGGCCGAAUAACGGCGGAUGGGCUCCAUUUGACCCUAAUGUUCCAUUCUCGUUCGGUGAUGUUCUUCAGCAGAACACAACCAAUCUCAAGCUCCGUAUCACAAACAAUGGUGGACCAAAUGCUGCCUCUCUCUCCAUUACUGUCUCGAAGCCUCCUGUUGGUUCUGGCAGCAUUGUUGGCGCCGUUAACGGUGUCGACCUCGGAGAGGGUGUUCUCAUCCCGACAGGUCAAUCCGAAACUGCUACUCUCUACUGUUCCGUCCCAAGGACCCAAGUUAACACUGAUCCCUACAAGGGAACCGCUGUUUGGACCAUGAACAUCAACGAUCCAUCUUUCGGCAAGCAGACUUUCCAGUUUGAGUGCAAUGCCAUCUCCCAACAGUUUGGACCUCUGACAAACAGCACUACUGGUCUCUUCCGAUAUGUCGGUUGUGCAAAGGAGAACAACCCUGGCCGUCAGCUACAGUCUCAACUUUGGAGUAGGGACUCUAAAAACGCCAACCCUAACGACAACCAGGCCUGUAUCACCGCCUGUUUUAAUGCCGGAUGGACAUUCGCCGGUACUCAAUACCACUCCGAAUGUUGGUGCGGUAAUACCGUUCCAAAGGAUUUCGUCCCUGAGGGAGAGUGUAGCUUCGGAUGCUCCUUGUCUGAUUCCCAGACUUGUGGUGGUAAUGGAUUUUCUAAUAUCAAUAAUGGUGCCUUCAUUUCCCUCUUCGCCAGGUCUGACAAGUACACCCCUGGUCAACAGCCUUCUGGAACGACGACAACGGCGGGACCAACAUCGACUACCCCAUCCCCGACUCAAACUGCCAACCCAUCAGUUUAUAAGGGCUUCGUUAACCAGGGAUGUUAUGCUCAACCUGGUGGUGAUCGCGCUCUGCCUCAACUAAUUGCGGCCAACUCAUCUAUGUACAUCGAGAUGUGUAUUGAUGCUGCUAUCCAAAGGGGAUUUACUCACUGCGGUGUCGAAUACGGCCAGGAAUGUUGGGCCGGGUCUUCCAUUAGACCCCAGGCCACGCAGCUACCAAUCGAACAGUGCAGCUUUGACUGUCCUGGAAAUCCUGCAGAGAAAUGCGGUGCUGGAAGCAAGUUCAAUUACUACAAGUUUGACCCCGCCGCUGUCAGCUCUACUACGACCACGACGACGACAACUACUACAAGUUCGAGCAGCACGACUACACCAAGUUCUACGACUACUACUACGACUACCACGACAACUUCGAGCCCAACGACUACGUCUAGCACGACCACCACUACCACCACCACUACGACGACGACGACAUCGAGCGCAACCACGUCGAGCACAACUACACCAAGCGCGACUACAUCAAGUGCGACUACAUCAAGUGCGACUACAUCAAGUGCAACCACAUCAAGCGCAACCACAUCAAGCGCAACUACGUCAAGCGCAACUACGUCAAGCACAACGACCACGACCACGACUACCACCACCACCACUAGCUCGAGGACGACCACUCCAAGCACGACGACUACAACAACCACUACGACAACGACAUCACGAACUACGACACCAAGCACAACUGCAGCCACGACUACCACCACAACUACAACCACAAGACCACCUACGACAACUACAACAGCUGUCGUAGUGACGGGUAACCCUAGCACUGUUGGUGCCUUCACCACCAUGGGCUGCUAUAAGGAGCCUAGCGGUGUCCGCGCCAUGCCAAAUGCUUUAUAUGCGGAUGACACCAUGACGGUUGAGAAGUGUGCCAUUGCUUGUGCUGCCUACAAAUAUUUCGGUCUCGAAUACGGACGAGAAUGUUGGUGCGGUAAUGUCCUGAACGUGUCCCCAAGUGGUGGCCCUGUUCCAACGGGUGAAUGCAGCUUCGCCUGCAAGGGUAACCUAGCCCAGAAGUGUGGUGCCGGAAACAGGCUUGACGCUUACGGGAAGCCGUAG